Messenger RNA from Naegleria gruberi, 2088 nucleotides. RefSeq lists its product as uncharacterized. NCBI's taxonomy places the organism in Eukaryota, Heterolobosea, Eutetramitea, Acrasida, Naegleriidae. The coding region runs from base 1 to 2088 and encodes 695 amino acids. The transcript has a single exon. The record is from RefSeq and is a predicted model, not a curated record.
AUGAAUCACCAUCAUCAUCAUGGUAAUAGCACGGCUCAUCGUCAUAAAAAGAGAACGACCACGACUACAAAUACCGAUAUGUUUCAAGGAAGGAAUUUUAUAUUGAAGAGUAAUAGUGUUCGGAAGGCUUGUUCGAGUAGUGAUGGUCAUGAUGGUAAAUGUGUUGUUGAGGAAACAAGAUCCUAUUUUAAUAGUAGGAAGGAAAGAUUGGAAGCUUUGAUUGUUCCUGCUGCUUCGCCUUCCAGUCCUGAGAUUAUCUUUAAUGUAUUGGCACCUAAAUUAAUGAAUAAGGAGCCUCAGGAGGCAUCGACAUCAUGCUUCUCUCACUUUCCAAUAGAAACUCUGAAAGAAUCUGAAUUCAAGUUUGUCACUCCAAAGAGUAGAGAGAAUGCAACUACAGCGUGCCCAACAAACAGUGCAGGAGGUGUUUCGUCUACCAUUGGAGACAUUAUUACUCCCUCACUCUUUGAAGCAAUUUAUGAUGAUACCAUUACACCAAAUACCAAUAUCACAAAAAGCUCUAGGAAAUCAGAAAUAGCACAGCCAAACUCUAGCCCAGAAAUUUCACUUGGUUCUCUGCCAAGUGAUAUUCUAUCCUCGCCAGAGAAUAUUGUAUCCUCUCCCCCAUUGUUUGCAAGUAGAGUUUCAUCAGACACCAAUAGCAGCUCGAGUUCAUCCUCGCCAACAGCCUCACCCAAAAAGAAGAAGGUCAAGCUUAAUGAUAAAUCCUUUGAGAUGGCAGAUUUUAAUCUGGUGAGUCAAGAGAGUAAAGUGGGUUCUGAGAAAUCCAUUGUUGGAAACUUUGACAUUCAAUCCCAUUCAAGAGUUUUUGCAUUCGAGUUUAGGUUAAAUGACUUGAGUUGUGAAAUUGAAGAGAUUGUUUGUGUUGAAUUACUAAAGAAUGGAAUUGAUUUCCAAGAGACUGGUAUCAGAUUCCAUGCCUCUAUCAUUCAAAAAGCAGAUGUGGAUGGAAAUGGAAAGUCCUAUCUAACAGAUGCAGUAACUAACCUUUCGAGAUUAAUUUACUCUAAUAACUUUUUCAAUGUUGAUCAAUCACCAAAGAUUGUAACAAGAAGUCAUGGCAAGAAGAUGGACAUGUUGUUGGAUACAUUACAGAAUAUUAUAAUUGGUGACACGUUUGAUUCCUACUCCUUCCUGAAUAAUCUCUAUCACUUACUUUCUGAACAAACCAUUUAUCUGUAUGAAUCUUUCAAAGAUAAUAUUAAACCUCUUUGUAAUGAGCAGGAAAUUCUGAACUACUUUUCAAUUUCUGCCAACUCAUCAAAUUGGAUGUGUCAAACAUGCUCUUCCAAUAAUUCUACUGUAUGCUCGCUAGUCGAGUGCUCUACCACUUCCUUGCUUUUUCAGAGAAUGUUUCAAGUUAUUGAGAAGAAAAGAAAUGCCACUCAAAAUACUGACCAACAACAAUUAGACGAUUCUGUAAUUUCCAUUAAUAUUGAUUACGAAGAAGUACUCAAUGCCAUCAAAACACCUCCAAAUGAUUUCACACCAAAAUCAAAAAACAAUUCAACAAGAUCAGGAAAAAAGUUUUCAAAAAUUAAGAUUUCUCCUCGUGGGAUAAUAUCUGCAUCCAACACAAACAACAGCAACUCUAAGGAUGCUAAAAAGUCCUUACAAUUGGCAAUAAGGAACUCUCCUAAAAAAUCUAAAACUAUUGCAACUAAGCCCACAAUAGAAAAGGAAAAUACUGAGAUUCCUAUUGUUCAACCAGUUGAAUGUCCAAAAAUUCAAUUUGUUCUUCCUCAAAGAACAAGUCAAACAGCUUCACCUAAAACCGUAUCUUCUGCCAAGCUUACUAUCCUCAAGAAGAACAAUCCACCUAUAAUAGAAUGGACUGAUCAGAAAGUUGAAGAAUUGUUAACGCCUAAAACAGUUGCAAUCUUACAUUUUUUCAGUACGUGUCGGCAAAAAAACCUUGAUUCAUUCUUUAAAUCACCCAAGAGUUCAAUGAUAUUGCAAAUGAGACCUUUCCUUUCAAUUAAGGAUUUGGUGAACAAAUUUUCAGAGCAUCCUUGUUUGGGAUUAACAAAUCUCGCACAGUUUUGUAAGACAACAUUUGGACUCUAA